This is a messenger RNA of Vigna unguiculata (cowpea), 2188 nucleotides long. It is a transcript of the gene JAZ3, whose product is annotated as jasmonate-zim-domain protein 3. Gene Ontology annotation, biological process: response to wounding; regulation of jasmonic acid mediated signaling pathway; regulation of defense response. Gene Ontology annotation, cellular component: nucleus. The record is from RefSeq and is a predicted model, not a curated record. Lineage: Eukaryota; Viridiplantae; Streptophyta; Magnoliopsida; Fabales; Fabaceae.
AUUUAUAUUAUAUAUCCGAGGUUAACAUGUGCAUGCGUGGUGCUAAAAUAAUAUUUUAUAGCCUUGAGAAAUAAAGAAACAUCUUCCACGGUAGUAGUGACUAGCUGUGUGCAACAAGGUUUGCAUAAAAUAUUCUAAGAGUGACAGCAUAAAAUAUUGUAGCAUGAUAUAAUAAUUGCAUUUAAUAAGGUUCACCAUUGAAUAAUGGUAAACUUCAUGAGGAGUUAAUAUAUAUUUAUAUUUUUCUAUGGUUUACAAAUUUGAAUUUCUAAACUGUGCCUGUUCAGAUGCUGCCGACAUUUAUUAUAAACUAAGAUGGCCACACCCUCACAUGUGAAAUAAUUAAAUUAUGUGAAUAAUAGUACAAGGACUCUGGCUUCUUAUGAUUAAAGUGCUUUUGGAGCUUCUAUGAAAUAGUUUUAUUGUAGAGUAAUUGUUUCAAGUGUUUCAUUGCUGUUGCUGAAGCUGUUCCGAGCCAUUCAAGUUGUUUUGUUGUACCUUCAUUAUUUGCUAACAUAUUUAUCUUUUCUGUGGGGGAAAACCGUUGAAAAAUAGUCUGUGGUGUGGGGAUAUAUUCUCAUUUGUUUGAUAUUAGUUUGCCAGAGGCUGAGAGUUUUUCCUGUAGAUAAUAUCUGUUUUGCUCAGGUUCUAGUGAGCAUGAUGAGAGUAUUUUUCUCACUAGUUUAAAGCACCUUGAAGAUCAUUAUCAUUCUCCUGUUUCAUAUAGUUUGGAUUUGGAAAACAGUUAAUCUUUUCUUUUAGGUUAUACUUUUUACCUGUAUUUACACAUCUCAAUCAAAGAGCUGAGCUUCUUUAACUUUGAGUGAGGAGUUCAGGAAUGCAGUGGUCAUUCCCAAACAAGGUUUCGGUUCUUCCUCAGUUCCUGUCCUUCAAGACCAAUCAGGAAGACAGGCCCAGAAAGACUAUUCUUGAUCCACUAGCUUCAUCUGGAUAUAUGAACAUGCCAUCUAAAGAGGCUUUUGAGUCUAACCAGAAACCAUUUUUGGGUGUGCCUCAGAGAAAUUUGUCCAUAGGCAAGCAUAGUGCAAGAAACAAACAGGGAAGGACAGUUUAUCCAAUGCAAUGCAUUGAUGCACAAUCUGCAUGCCUUCAGGAGGCAAGAAUAUUUUCAGUUUCCAACCAAUCAAAUCAAGUGAGUCCUGCUCUUCAAUCUAAUCUUGCUACAACCGGAUUGAACAUGGUCAAUUCAGUCAUAAAACCACAACCUCUUGGAUCCAAAUCCUCUGGCACACCUCUAUCUGUUCUUCCAUCAAUAGGUUCCAUUGUUGGAUCCACUGACUUAAGGAAUAGUUCCAAAUCCUCUGGCAUGGCUACUCAGCUCACCAUUUUCUAUGCUGGUUCCGUAUGUGUUUAUAAUGACAUAACUCCCGAGAAGGCCAUGGAUAUCAUGUUAAUGGCUGGAAAUGGGUCUGCUCCAACUCAGAAAAUGGCAGUUUCCACAGCUAAAUUGCAGACACCAGUUUCUAUUCCCUCCAAAGAUGAUGGUUUCAUUAUGAGCCAAUCCUAUUCUCCCUCACCCCUCCCAAGCCCUCUCUCAUUGACCUCUCAUGUCAAUUCUCAGCCAGGAGGAGGAUCUUCUAGCUACAAUAAGCUUGCAAUAAUAAGACCAAUAGUAGGACCUUCAAUUGCCCCUACUAACCAUUUGGAGUCACCUAUUAUUGUUGGUUCUGGAGGAUCUGCAUCUAAGGAAAAUGCUCAACCAGUAUACUUGCCUCAGGCUCGCAAAGCAUCCUUGGCUCGGUUUUUGGAGAAGAGAAAGGAAAGGAUGACAAGUACAUCACCAUACUUUUAUAUGAGCAAGAAAUCAUCUGAAAGCAGCUCAUCUGGAUCAGACAGUGUUAGUUUCUCCUUGAACUUCUCUGGAUCCUGUUCUCUACCAGCCACCAACUAGCCCUACACACGUGAAUGGAAGUUUAGAUUUAUAUACUUCUGUAAUUGUAAGAUCACCUUUUUUGGUCGAUGAUAGAGAAAUUUGGUAGGCAUUUUUGUCCUUAUUAUUUUCUUUUGGUUUCUGAGCUUUUCAUGGUUAUUACUUUUUGUAGCAAUUUACUUCACUACAAAGUUCCUGCAAGUCUUUCAUAUAUGAUUUUUUUCAACUUUCAUCACAAUGUAUAAUUAUUUCUUUUAUACAUAUUACAAUGAAUAAUCUUCAGAUUCAUUAUGGCUA